GUUCUGAAGAAUCGGUGGCCUGAAGAAGACUGAAUGGCCGGGGUAUCGAUGGUCCCCGCCGUGUGGGCGGCCGUAAUGACAUUGGGGGCGGUGUUUUCGGUGGUUGAAGGGGCCGGAAUCGGGGUGAAUUGGGGAAUAUUGUCAUCGCACCCACUGCGUCCGAACAUUGUGGUGAAAUUGCUGAAAGAUAAUGGAAUUAAAAAAGUGAAACUGUUCGAUUCGGAUGCAUGGACUGUGAGUUCGUUGAGUGGUUCAAAAAUUGAAACGAUCAUUGGAAUCCCUAACGAUCAGCUUAAGAAAUUUGCGAAAAGUUACGAUGACGCUAAAGAUUGGGUUAAAGAAAACGUUACCUCUCACAUGUUUGAAGGCGGUGUUGAUCUCAGGUACGUGUCUGUGGGAAACGAAGCUUUCUUGACGGCUUACAAUGGAUCCUUCGUGAAGGUCACUUUUCCGGCAAUGCAAAACAUACAGAAAGCUAUCGACGCCGCUGGACAUGGCAAAAAAAUCAAGGUCACGACUGCUCUCAACGCCGACGUCUAUGAAUCCAGUACCAACUUACCUUCUGACGGCGAAUUCCGACCAGACAUUUACAGCACAAUGAAGGAUAUAGUCCACUUCCUCGACCGCAACAAAGCCCCUUUCAUGGUCAACAUUUACCCUUUCCUCAGUCUUUACCAGAACCCUAAUUUCCCCCUCGAUUACGCAUUCUUUGACGGCGGCGGUAAGGCCACCAACGACAAGGACAAAUCCUAUACCAACGUCUUCGACGCCAAUUACGACACACUCAUUUGGUCCUUGAAGAAACUCGGCGUCUCCGACAUGAAAAUUAUCGUCGGAGAAGUCGGCUGGCCGACGGACGGCAACAAAUUCGCGAAUGUAAACCUUGCGAAACGAUUCUACGAUGGGCUGUUCAAGAAAUUGGCCUCCGGCGAUGGAACUCCGAUGAGGCCGAAGGAGAAAUUCGAGGUUUAUUUGUUCGGACUUCUAGAUGAGGACAUGAAAAGCGUUCUCCCAGGGUUUUUCGAGCGACAUUGGGGGAUUUUCCAGUUCGACGGAAAACCUAAGUUUCCGAUGGAUUCCUCGGGGAAAGGGAACGACAAAAUGCUGGUGGCGGCGAAAGGAGUGCAGUAUUUGGAGAAAAAAUGGUGCGUUUUGAAGAAGAAUGUGAAAGUUUUUGAUAAUAUUUCGCCGCAGGUGGAUUACGCUUGUAGUCUUUCGGAUUGUACGAGUUUGGGAUAUGGAUCAUCGUGCAACAAUUUGGAUAGGCGAGGGAAUAUUUCGUAUGCGUUCAAUAUGUAUUACCAGAUGCAGGAUCAGAGUGUGGAGGCCUGCGUUUUCAAUGGAUCGGCCGAGAUUGUAAAAAAUAAUGCUUCGGUUGGAAGCUGCUUGUUUCCGAUCCAGAUUGUGAGCGCCGGAGAGAGGUUGAAGGCGGCAGCGGCGGCCAUGGUUGGGCUUGUGUUGAGCUUGUUUGCGUUACGGCUUUGAAGGAGGAAGUUUUGUCAGUUUCUUUUCGAGGGAUUUCUUUAGGGUAAUUUUGAGGGAUUUCUUUUUUAUUUAUUUAUUUAUGGAAUUUGUUCAUUUGAAAUUUUUGUAGGUUUGAAACAUAACAACCCUUUAUUGUCCUAAAAAAAAAUCUUCUACCACUUUUGAAAAAGAAAAAAAAAACUAAUAAACAUUUUUUUAAAA
Messenger RNA from Cucumis sativus (cucumber), 1686 nucleotides. Its product is annotated as glucan endo-1,3-beta-glucosidase 8. Gene Ontology annotation, cellular component: plasma membrane. Gene Ontology annotation, molecular function: hydrolase activity, hydrolyzing O-glycosyl compounds. The record is from RefSeq and is a predicted model, not a curated record. Bases 34 to 1485 code for a protein of 483 amino acids. The transcript is spliced from 2 exons. Lineage: Eukaryota; Viridiplantae; Streptophyta; Magnoliopsida; Cucurbitales; Cucurbitaceae. Gene Ontology annotation, biological process: carbohydrate metabolic process.